Messenger RNA from Phaeodactylum tricornutum CCAP 1055/1, 1618 nucleotides. RefSeq lists its product with no specific name. Gene Ontology annotation, molecular function: protochlorophyllide reductase activity. The transcript is spliced from 3 exons. The record is from RefSeq and is a predicted model, not a curated record. The coding region runs from base 114 to 1415 and encodes 433 amino acids. NCBI's taxonomy places the organism in Eukaryota, Bacillariophyta, Bacillariophyceae, Surirellales, Neidiaceae.
CGACGUGAAACAAAUCUCGUAAACAGCUCAUUCACAGUUACUGUUGAUUUGCAUCCAGUUCUAUCCAUAUCAUUCGUUGCUCCUUUGAAAACAAGAAAGAUUCGGAUUUAGUCAUGAUGCGUUUCCUAGUGAUUUUGCUGACUGCUUCCGCGGUUUCGGCCUUUUCGCCUUCUUUGAAUACCAACAAGGUCCAUGUUCCGGUUCCAUCCGUGUUAACGACCUCCUUGUCGUCCCCCUUAUUUCGUAGUCAAGCCUCGAGCUCUUCCUUAACUCAAUGCGAAGCUAUGCUUCAAGAAACAGAGCUGCCUGAUAAACUGUAUUUUGAAAAAGAAAAGGAAAUGCCCAAGGUAUUGGGAGGUCUCAAGAUUGGCCUCCGAAAACUGGUAGUCAUUACCGGCGCGUCGUCGGGGUUGGGUUUGAACUGCGCCACCACCCUCGCCAAGACGGGGCGAUAUUUUGUCGUCAUGGCGUGUCGCGAUGUCGAAAAGGGCAAGCAAGUCGCCAAAGAAAAGGGACUCCCAGACAACUCGUACGUUGUUAUGAAGCUUGAACUUGGUAAUCUGCAAUCGGUCCGCGAUUUUGUGAGCAACCUCAAAGCGUUCAAAGCUGCCCGUCCUUUGACACACUUGAUCUGCAAUGCUGCCGUGUACAAGCCCAAAGAUCCUGAACCGGCCUGGACCGACGAUGGGUUUGAAAUGUCCAUGGGUGUCAAUCACCUCGGCCAUUUUUUGUUGGUUCAUCUCUUGAUGGAUGACAUGUCUCGUGCCAAGGGUGCUCGUGUCUGCAUCGUGGGGUCCAUCACUGGAAAUACCAAUACCGUCGGUGGAGGUCUCGUCUACCCACAGGCUGAUUUGGGUAAACUCCAAGGAUUUGAGAAAGGCGCCAAGAAGCCGGUUGCCAUGGCGGAUGGCAAGCCAUUCUUUGGUGCCAAGGCUUACAAAGAUUCCAAAGUAUGCAAUAUGAUGACCGUGUCCGAGCUUAACCGUCUUUACCACAAAGAUACCGGUAUCGUGUUUUCCUCCAUGUACCCGGGCUGUAUCGCUGAGACCGCUCUCUUCCGCGAAAAACGUCCCUGGUUUCGCAAGGCGUUCCCUUGGUUCAUGAAGUACGUCACGGGUGGCUACGUUGGUAUGGAGGAAGCUGGGGAACGUCUUGCUCAGGUUAUAGACGACCCACAAUGCACUAAGUCGGGUGUUUAUUGGAGCUGGAAUGGCGGUGCUCAGACAGUGGGACGUUGGAGCCCCGACGGAAAGCCUCGAGGUGCCGGCGGAUCGGGUGGUGAGAUUUUUGAGAAUCAGCAGUCCGACGCAGUACGGGAUCUUCCUACCGCCAAGAAAAUGUGGAAACUGAGUAGGGAAGCAGUUGGUCUUUCCAAGAAGGAAAUGUUUAAGGGUGGAAAGCUUGAAGAGGAAUAAUAAGCAAAGAAGAUUGCUUCUACGGAAAAGAGGGCCCAUUGUCGAUUCGCUUGGUGCUAGUCACAUGCACUCAUGUUGCUUUCACAUUUGAUCAUCUGCACAAUUCAAUAUAUCGAUAUGUGGCUACAUCACCGAAAAAAUUCAUUGCUGAUUUGACAAGCUCGAGCAUAGUUCAACGAAACAAUACUAGAAACACUGGAAGC